Molecule: messenger RNA, 1467 nt
Organism: Batrachochytrium dendrobatidis JAM81
Lineage: Eukaryota; Fungi; Chytridiomycota; Chytridiomycetes; Rhizophydiales
Exons: 4
Coding region: 1-1467 (488 amino acids)
Biological process (GO): proteolysis
Molecular function (GO): aspartic-type endopeptidase activity
Source: RefSeq, a predicted model, not a curated record
AUGUUGAUUACUCUAGAAUGCAUUAUACUUGCGCUACAGGCGGUUGCUGCAGUUCGACUUGCAUUAGAAUCACCUUUUGAAAUUACCAGUCAAUCAAAUAAUAGGCUAUCAAAACGAUCACCCGUUGUGUUGGGUGGUAGUAUCAUAAAAUGCUACACAAUGAGAUCCAAUGUUGAUGGAGUCAAUUUGGAUUUACGAGUUGAUUCAUCAGUUUCCGAUAUAGUCGUACCACUUUCCAGUUCAAGCAACGAUAUAGGUUUGGCUAUACAAAGUAUUUCAAGUGGGAAGCCCGUUACUAUAAAGUACAGAGGCAAAGAGUAUAAUGGAAUCAGUUCCACAGCCGUUGUGAAGAUUUCGGGUACUAGGAUAACUGGCAUCAAUUUACCAGCAAUCUUGGUUGAAAAAAAGUCGCCAGGUCUGGUUGGUAUUGGUGGAAACCCCGAUCAAGGAGUAUUUGGAAUUGGCUACUCCUCGUUGUCAAAACAUCACACAUCAGUCCCUGCGAUAGAUGCUUUGUACAAUGGUGGUGUCAUUACUAAUAACGAGGUUGGCCUUGAACUAUGUCCGUAUAAAAUGCUUUCAAAAAGUUCCAUCAAUAUAGGAAAUAUGGAAGUAACUGCAAAAUGUGGAACGGAUGGAACAAGUGUUGCAUGGGUAGACUCACCAUCAAACGAACAACAUAGUGUCAACAUCAAAGAUAUACUAGUCAAUGGCGAAAAAGUGGAUCUACCCAAGGAAUUCCAAAAAACAAUAAUCGAACAUGGACGUAUUUUCUAUUCAUAUUUACAAACAUGCUUUGUAUAUAUGUAUUUUCCUAGAGUAGUCGUGGAAACGCUGGUUGCUGCUAUUCUUGAUAGUGGUGCGAUCCUUGUCAAAAAAACUAAAUCCGAACACAAGCACAAGCUCAGCGAAACAGAAAUUAAAAAAAUAUUUUGGGAAAACUGUCUAAUGUUCAAAUCCAACUACAAUAUCAAGUGGAACAAGCUGCCGUCGCUUACAAUUGUAAUGUUUGCUGAAAACCCCGUGACUGAUGCCAAUCGCAACUCCGUUGUAACAAUCAAAUUGGGUCCCAAAGAUUAUAUACAGAGAGUUGAUUCUAAACAUGGUAAAUAUCUGACAAUUGUAUGCAUUAGAUUUGCUGUAAAAGCUGGUUCAAAUGACAAUGCAGCUCUUGGUAUACCAUUUAUGAACCGACUUAGAUUGGUAUUUGAUCGACAAAAUAAACGCAUUGGACUUGGUCCUGGAUGUGGAUGUGAAGUCAUGGCCGAUGGAUAUCCUAUUAUUUCAAACAAUGAUCAGGUGCUCUGGCCAUUAACACAUGUUAGAUUGCCUGAACAACCAAGUACUUCAAGUUCAGAUGGCAGAUCUACUCUUAGGAGAUUGUCGCAACUUGGUAGUACUCUCCGUGAUAGUAUUCGUCGUGGUAGUAGGCGGUCAAAGCCUAAUUACGAGAAAUUUGAGGACUAA